Molecule: messenger RNA, 1829 nt
Organism: Neocloeon triangulifer
Lineage: Eukaryota; Metazoa; Arthropoda; Insecta; Ephemeroptera; Baetidae
Gene: Nop56
Product: nucleolar protein 56
Exons: 5
Coding region: 150-1664 (504 amino acids)
Cellular component (GO): small-subunit processome; box C/D methylation guide snoRNP complex
Molecular function (GO): snoRNA binding
Source: RefSeq, a predicted model, not a curated record
CGUUCAAGGGUGGGGGAACUGCAGAGGGGAUGAAGGGGAAAUCCAAGAUGGCGCGCCACAACACGUGAACGCAACGCGGCUGCAGUGUUUUUGCGUGCGAUUUGAUGCCGAAUUGUGAAUAAGAAGGAGCGAAACAGACCAAGUCGGACAUGGAUUUGUACGUGCUGUUCGAGCACGCUGCCGGCUAUGCCCUCUUCAGGGUCAAGGAAUUCGAGGACAUCGGCGCUCUGCUGCCGCAGGUCGAGGCCUCCGUCACCGACCUGAGCAAGUUCAACUCGGUGGUCAAACUGGUCGGCUUCGCGCCCUUCAAGACGGCGCUCGUCGCCCUCGAGAGCAUCAACAGCAUCUCGGAAGGCGUUUUGCCCGAAGACCUCAACCUGUUCCUCGAGACGUACCUUCCGAAGAGCACGAAAAAGGGCAAAAUCACUCUGGGGGUGAUUGAGCCGAAGCUGGCCGCGGCCAUCACGGAGGCUCUGGGCACCAAGUGUCUGCACACGGGCGUCGUUCCUGAAAUCGUGCGGGGCAUCCGCGCCCACUUCCACCAGCUGGUCAAGGGCUUCACCCUCGAGACCUCAGGCAAGGCCCAACUCGGUCUCGGCCACAGCUACUCGAGGGCCAAAGUCAAGUUCAACGUCAACAGGGUGGACAACAUGAUCAUCCAGAGCAUCGCCCUGCUGGACCAGAUGGACAAGGACGUCAACACGUUUGCCAUGCGCAUCAGGGAGUGGUACUCGUACCACUUCCCCGAGCUCGUCAAAAUCGUCCCCGACAACUACAUGUACGCCAGGGUCGCCCAAUACAUCAAGAACAGGAAGGAACUGUCCGAAGAGAACCUUCCAGGUCUGGAGGAGUUGGUUCAGGACGAAUCGAAGGCUCAGGCCAUCCUGGGUGCUGCAAGGUCCUCCAUGGGCAUGGACAUCUCCCCUGUUGAUCUGAUCAACAUCGAGAUGUUCGCCAAGAGGGUGGUCGCGUUGGCCGAUUACCGCAAAAGCCUCUCCCACUACCUGAACAGUAAAAUGGAGUCGGUGGCUCCGAACCUGGCUACCUUGAUCGGGGAUCAGGUUGGCGCCCGACUCAUUUCUCACGCAGGUUCCCUCACCAACCUGGCUAAAUAUCCAGCUUCGACGCUUCAAAUUCUCGGUGCAGAAAAGGCCUUGUUUAGGGCUUUGAGGACGAGAAGUAACACUCCUAAGUACGGUCUUCUGUUCCACUCGAGCUUCAUCGGGCGGGCCGGCCCGAAGGACAAAGGUCGCAUCUCGCGGUACAUCGCGAACAAGUGCUCGAUCGCGGCGCGUCUCGACUGCUUCGCUGACAUCCCGACCAACGUGUUUGGCGAGAAGCUGAAGCAGCAGGUGGAGGACAGGCUGACCUUCCUCAAGGGCGGCGACAAGCCGCCCACCAACAUCUCCGUCAUGGAGGACGCGCUGGCCGAGGCGGCCGUCCAGGCCGACAAAAAGCGCAAGAAGAAAAAGAAGAAGAAAUCCAAGGUGAACGGCGUCAACGGCGACGCCCAGCCUGCCGAAGAAGAAGAAGAACCGGCCAAGAAGAAAAAGAAGAGCCUAGUUGCGGAAAACAACGGCGACGAGGUGGAAACGAACGGGGAAAGCAGUCCUAGGAAGAAGAAAAAGAAGAAGAAAAGCAAGGCCGCUGACGACGACGAGUAAAAAUAUUUGAACACUGAAAUCUUUCAUGCGCAAAUCGCGCAAUUCAAAAACCAUAAUUUUAUCAAGAUUUUUGCUGCAGACCUUCAGCAACUCCUUUUAAAGCAUUUUACUGCAAUCUUUUCAUUUUUAUUUUGUCAAUUAAAAAUUGAAAAUUACUAUUGAAAA